Molecule: messenger RNA, 297 nt
Organism: Colletotrichum gloeosporioides
Lineage: Eukaryota; Fungi; Ascomycota; Sordariomycetes; Glomerellales; Glomerellaceae
Exons: 2
Coding region: 1-297 (98 amino acids)
Source: RefSeq, a predicted model, not a curated record
AUGGCCAUCGGGGCAUUGAACGGGAAAGACCUUAGGACGACUGCAUACGAGAACUGGAACUACGAGCAAGACAAUAAGCUAGAUAAAUCCAAAAAGGGCGUCAUCAGUAACGAGGCAGACUUUAUAGAUAAGGCCCAGCAGCAUUUCACAACAUACUACCAGCCACUAAUCGCACUUAUCAACUGGUUACGGAGGGUUAUGUUCCCCACUGUUAUGAGACGCAGACAGCCGGAUCUUGGCCUGCAUCUUUCGAUGGUGCAAGUGCUACGUUCCACAGAGGACGUUCCGGAGAUCUGA